Aaosphaeria arxii CBS 175.79 is the source of this 705-nucleotide messenger RNA. RefSeq lists its product as uncharacterized. The transcript has 2 exons. The record is from RefSeq and is a predicted model, not a curated record. Bases 1 to 705 code for a protein of 234 amino acids. NCBI's taxonomy places the organism in Eukaryota, Fungi, Ascomycota, Dothideomycetes, Pleosporales.
AUGCCUACUCUCGUCCGCUCCAAGUCCGUCAGGUCGUCCAGGAGCUCCACCUCCUCUGACGCUUCUCCCCGUGUCGGCUUCUUGAGGGACCCCGUGAGCUCUGUCUCUCGUCCCGCUGACCACGACGAGGGCUGGGCUGCUUACCACUUCGAGAUGCACGCCCGCCGCUGUGCCUACUGCGUCGACCCAUACCAGGUCCACCGUCGCCAUCAGCAGCUCUGUGACCAGGGCCACCGUCUGGCCCAGGAAGUCGCCCGCUUCCUCUACAACAACUCCAAGGGGGAGACCUACAGCACUGCUGAGGAGGAGAACAAGCUCGUCCGUGUUGAGAUGCCCGCCGACUACCUCGAGGUCAAGGGCUUGCUGAAGGCCAUUGAGCGCAGCGCACGUCACCGCUCACGCUCUCCUUUUGUCUCCAUGGACCGCACCUACUACGUUGCUCCCCGCCAGCGAUCACGCUCCGUCAAGAUUGAGCAGCCAAAGCGACCACGAUCUGGCGAGAUUGUUGACUGGCCGGCCACUGCUCCAGCCCCAGCUGUCAAGGCCGUCGCCGAGAUCAACAACUCUACCGGCUCUCGACGCGGCUCUCUCUACGAGCAGGACAUUGCUGAUAUGCGCCGGAAUGCAAAGCAUUACCGGGUGGAGGUGCGAGAGCCCUCUGUGCGCGACAUCCGCGAGCACAGGUCCUCUGGCUACUACCGAUGA